AUGAAGAGCUUCACUGAUGCAAUUGCCAUCAUCAAUAAGAAUAGAGAAAAUCAGAUCUUAGGCCUGCAGCAGGAGAUUGAAUAUUUACACAGACAGAUGACUACACUGAACCUGAAGAUCUCAUUACAAUUAUUCACAACCUCUUCAGAAGUGUAUACAUUAUCAGAGACUGCUGUGCAGGAUGAGAAUCUGAGUAUGAAAUAUAUUAAGUCAGGAGAUCUGUCAGAGCUAUCAAGCUUUAAUAAUAACUGA
Molecule: messenger RNA, 252 nt
Organism: Blastomyces gilchristii SLH14081
Lineage: Eukaryota; Fungi; Ascomycota; Eurotiomycetes; Onygenales; Ajellomycetaceae
Exons: 1
Coding region: 1-252 (83 amino acids)
Source: RefSeq, a predicted model, not a curated record